UAGAAUUCAGUUACAUCUGGCUCGGUAAACAGAAAGCAACCAAAAAAAUUAAAGAAUACAUUUCUUUACUUAUAUAUAUUUUCUUCUAUACGAAAUUUCGCAACCCAACUCCGUUCAAGAAAAUCCCGGAGUGUUUUUAUACCAUAACUGCCAUGGCGAUGAAGAUGAUGAACCGAAACCAGAACCAGCUGAAGAUGAAGAUAAACUACACCCAUUUUAUGGUCGAGCCCAUUUUCCCAGUGCCGCAAAUGUCGUCGGCAACUUUGAAGGCUCGUCGGGCCGUCGUCGAAUCAUAUAGAGGUCCCCAAAUUGCUCCCGAUGAUGCCAUGCUCCCAAUGCCGCCGCACAACAGGGCCCAGAGUAUGGGUGAGAUUCUGCAGGAUCUUCGGCAGAGAGUCAAGAAUCUGAAGCUCUGGCCUCGGGCCAUUCGUCUGCUGAAGAGACGAGUCUAG
Messenger RNA from Drosophila takahashii, 452 nucleotides. RefSeq lists its product as uncharacterized. NCBI's taxonomy places the organism in Eukaryota, Metazoa, Arthropoda, Insecta, Diptera, Drosophilidae. The record is from RefSeq and is a predicted model, not a curated record.